ACCAUUAGACGACUGAUCCGCAUUAACCAACAUUAAUCCUCUCAAAUCGAUCGAUACAUAUUUUUCUUCUUCAUGAUCUUCCCUUUUGCUUCGCUAUGAAUAUGGUCUUCAUAUAUAGGGCCCUAACCAAAAACAGAUUAGUGCUCUCAGGGAAGAAUCUGGUCGCGGGAUUGGGACGUGUGAAAAUCUGUGGAGGGAAGCUGUGGCAGCUUGGAAACAGCCAUUACUCGCGGAGGAAAAUCAUGAGGGGAAAGCAGGUUUCAGGAAGAGUGCUGUUGGUGCUAUGUGUUGCAAGUUUUCUUGCAGGAUCACUGUUUUGUACCAGCCGCAUGACAUGGACGACUCAAGUGCAUUCUCCAAAUAAAGAAGCUGAUCAUCAGUUUCCCAUCAUUUCCAGCCGCAUAAAGAAGCUAGAGGCCUCAUCAUCAGUCGCACAAGAUAAAGAUUGCGAUCUCAAGCGGAAAUUGGUCGAAGGAAAAUCCGAGGAUGAUAUUAUGGCAGAGAUGACAAAAACCCAUCAAGCUAUCCAAUCGUUAGAUAAAACAAUUUCAACGCUGGAGAUGGAAAUAGCAGCAGCAAGAGCAAGCCAGAGAUUAGAGGGACAACUCAAGUUAGACGACGGUGCGUCAAAUAAUGAUCCCACUACUCAUCCUAAGCAAAAAGCUUUCGUAUUCAUUGGAAUCAACACAGCUUUCAGCAGCCAAAAACGACGGAAAACAGUUCGAGAAACCUGGAUGCCCAGAGGAGAGAAGCUAAAGAAGUUGGAGAAGGAGAAGGGGAUUGUAAUAAGGUUUGUGAUAGGGCAGAGCGCAAUGCCGGGAGGCAUGCUUGAUAGGGCGAUCGAGGCAGAAGAGGCAGAGCACAACGACUUCCUUCGGCUCAACCAUGUGGAGGGCUACCAUGAACUCUCCACCAAGACCCGCCUGUAUUUCUCCACCGCCAUCUCCAUUUGGGAUGCUGAGUUUUAUGUCAAGGUCGACGAUGACAUCCAUGUCAAUCUUGGUAUGCUAGCGACCACACUUGCAAGGCACCGCUACAAACCCAGAAUUUAUAUUGGUUGCAUGAAGUCAGGCCCAGUUCUCUUCCAAAAAGGGGUGAAAUAUCACGAGCCAGAGUAUUGGAAAUUCGGAGAAGAAGGAAACAAAUACUUCAGACAUGCGACUGGCCAAAUCUAUGCCAUCUCGAAGGACCUGGCUACCUACAUCUCCAACAAUUUGCCAAUAUUACAUAGGUAUGCAAAUGAGGAUGUAUCAUUGGGUUCCUGGUUCAUUGGGCUUGAAGUCGAGCACAUUGACGACCGCUCCAUGUGUUGCGGGACCUCUCCAGAUUGCAAAAGGAGGGCACAAGCAGGGAAUGUAUGCGUGGCAUCAUUUGAUUGGAAGUGCAGUGGAAUAUGCAACUCCGCGGAGAGGAUGAAAGACGUGCAUAACUUGUGCGGAGAAGAAAAUGGCGCUGUUUGGAACGUUGAACUUUAAGUUUCAACUUUUAUUUCAUAUUAAAUAAUAAUAUAGGCUCAUCAUAGCUAUCUAUAUGCAUGCAUGUCUAUUCUAUAAUUUCUAUUAUUCUGUAGGUGGAUUGUUUAAUUAGUAUAUGUGGAUGAUAUGGAAUUAUCAAUUUAUGGACGGAGU
This is a messenger RNA of Pyrus x bretschneideri (Chinese white pear), 1628 nucleotides long. RefSeq names its product probable beta-1,3-galactosyltransferase 8. The transcript is spliced from 7 exons. Lineage: Eukaryota; Viridiplantae; Streptophyta; Magnoliopsida; Rosales; Rosaceae. The record is from RefSeq and is a predicted model, not a curated record. The coding region runs from base 96 to 1475 and encodes 459 amino acids. Gene Ontology annotation, cellular component: Golgi membrane. Gene Ontology annotation, molecular function: hexosyltransferase activity.